This is a messenger RNA of Cataglyphis hispanica, 1413 nucleotides long. RefSeq names its product methionine--tRNA ligase, mitochondrial (gene MetRS-m). The transcript has 6 exons. The coding region runs from base 115 to 1392 and encodes 425 amino acids. Lineage: Eukaryota; Metazoa; Arthropoda; Insecta; Hymenoptera; Formicidae. Gene Ontology annotation, molecular function: ATP binding; methionine-tRNA ligase activity. Gene Ontology annotation, biological process: methionyl-tRNA aminoacylation. The record is from RefSeq and is a predicted model, not a curated record.
UUUAUGUGAAUGCUGGUCCUCAUAUCGGACACUUAUACAGUGCAGUUCUGGCUGAUGCAAUUGCUCGAUACAAUACAAUGUUGGGCCACAAAACAUUCUUGACCACAGGCACUGAUGAACAUGAAACGGCUAGAGGAAAGAGGACAUAUUUAUCUAGGAAAGUAUUCGGGAUGGUACUGUGUAUCGGACGAAGCGUUCUUAUCUGAUACAGAGUUGGUGGAGCAGAAAGAUCUUACUGGUAAAAUAAUCAAAGUCUCCGCGCAGUCAGGAAAUACAGUGGAAUGGACGGAAGAGGAGAAUUACAAAUUUCGACUUAGCGCAUUUCAAGAUGAUCUCAAGCAUUGGCUCAAAGAUGAACACGUAAUUAGACCAGUAUUGUAUCAUAAAAUAUUAUCAGAGUGGAUUGAAGAAGGUACAUGUUUACAAGAUUUAAGCAUCACUAGAAUCAGGAAUAAGGUUCCAUGGGCCAUGCCUUCUCCAUGCAAUGAGUCUCAUUCAAUAUAUGUGUGGAUGGACGCUUUAAUAAAUUAUUUAACAGCUUUAGGAUAUCCAGAUGAAUCAUUCAAAGAAUUUUGGCCACCUACUAUUCAAAUAAUAGGAAAAGAUAUUUUGAAGUUCCAUGGUGUUUAUUGGCCAGCAUUCUUGAUAGCAGCGGGUCUCGAGCCUCCAAAAACGUUGCUGUGUCAUGCUCAUUGGACUGUUGAUCAUCAGAAAAUGUCGAAAUCAAAAGGAAACGUAAUCUCGCCGUUUAAGGCUGCAACUGAUUAUUCAGAAGAUGGAUUACGAUACUUCAUUCUCAGAGAAGCAGUGCCGCAGAAUGACGCAAAUUACAGUUCAAAAAAGAUUGUCAAUGUAUUAAAUUCCGAACUGGCGGAUACAUUAGGCAAUUUAGUCAAUCGUUGUGCGGGUAAAACGAUCAAUCCGUCUAAAGAGUUCCCUGAUCCAGCAAAAUACUGGAACGUAUUGCAGUCUCAAGCCGCCGACGAAACCAGAAAAGCUUUAGAAUCCGUAGGCAGGAGAGCGCGCGAGAGUUACGAAGAAUACAAUUUGCAUCAUGUCGUAGAUGUGGUUAUGAGUAUGCUUCAUAAUGCGAAUAAAAUGGUAAACUAUCAUGAACCUUGGCAGCUGAGAAAGCAAGUCGACGAUGCAAAUUCGAUUAGGGAACUCAAAGCUGUAAUAUCGAUUGCUUUGGAAAGUAGUAGAAUAGCUGCUUUAAUAUUAUAUCCAAUUACACCAAGAUUGAGCAGCAAUUUGCUCGAUUUUCUGGAUAUCCCGAAAGAGAAUCGCACAUGGACAGAUACAAUGCCUAAAUUUUUCAACAACAGUGGCGGGAAAGAAAGAUAUAUUGAACGUAACAAUGUAAUAUUGUUUAAGAAAAUAAGGAGUCAAUAAAUACUUAUUAUUUGUUUGGAA